AUGCGUUCCUCAAUCUUCCUCUCUGCUAUUUCCCUCCUCCCAGCUGUCCUUGCAGCUCCCCAUGAUAUCUCGGUUAGAGGAUGUGUGGGCCCCGAUGUCAAUGCUGCCACCAUUUCCCUCGUCAAGGAAUUCGAGCGCUUCGUUCCAUCCCCUUCUCCUGACCCAAUUGGUCUCCCAACUGUUGGCUAUGGUCAUCUUUGUCAGAGCAAGAACUGCGGUGAAGUUGGCUUCCCAUUCCCACUUACUGAAGAUACUGCCACCCAGCUCCUCGCCCAGGAUAUCAAGGCCCCUCAGCAGACCAUCACCCUGAAGACCGUCAACGGUGUCCACCUGAACGAGAACCAGUACGGCGCCCUCGUCUCUUGGACCUUCAACGUCGGCCCAGGAAACGUUGCCACUUCCAGCCUUCUCAAGCGCCUCAACGCUCUCGAGGACGUCAACACUGUCCUCCGCGAGGAGCUCCCCAAGUGGAAGUACGCUGGUGGAAAGGUCCUCCCUGGUCUUGUCCGCCGCCGUGCCGCUGAGGUUGCCCUUGGUGAGACCCCCUCUAACGUUGGUGCUUUGCCCGUCGACUGCUAG
Molecule: messenger RNA, 579 nt
Organism: Microsporum canis CBS 113480
Lineage: Eukaryota; Fungi; Ascomycota; Eurotiomycetes; Onygenales; Arthrodermataceae
Product: glycoside hydrolase family 24
Exons: 2
Coding region: 1-579 (192 amino acids)
Biological process (GO): peptidoglycan catabolic process; cell wall macromolecule catabolic process
Molecular function (GO): lysozyme activity
Source: RefSeq, a predicted model, not a curated record